AUGGAAGUGUUAUCCUUAAAUACAGACUGGCGUGGUGGAAACGGCGGACAAGUUGUCAGUAUGGACGGGUCACUGCCACGACUUGGCAAUUUAAUCUCUGUACCAAAGGAGCCUAAGGCAAGUCGUGCUUCUCUGCCCCUCAAUCUUCCACCAGUGAACGUGUCGCAAAAAGUAUCUGCUGGGAACAAUACGCUGCUAGGUUCCAAAGAAUCAGAGCAAAGCAUCACAAAGGCCAGCACUGAAGACACGCCAGCACGUGUUAAAAUCAACUACCUUGCGCGUGACAAGGCACUAUCAAUUUUACAACAAUACAAUUCUAUAGUUGCGGAUGACACGUCACUCGCAGUAAGGAACCUACCGCCUGUUAAGGUUUCCAUUCGCGCGAAAGGUUCCAAGCCGGAAAAGCGUCCGUCGGAUAGGCCCAACGCCAAUAAACAAACAGCUCCUGUGUUCACGGAGGGUAUCAGCUCAAUAAGUACGCGUCAAGGCCCGUCAUUUCUGGUUUCCAAGGAGAGUGUGCUACGUGCAAAUCUACCAGAUGACGUUUCACUAGCUCAACAUAACAAUCAAUUCGCAUUCAACAUCAAACAGAAGCGGCGAAAGCACGUAGUUAAGGAUGGGGUCGGUACAUCCCAAUACAAACAGCUGAAAAUGCUUGGAUUUGAUAGCUUACCUCCCGUUGAUCUUGGCGAAUACAUGAGGAAACAACUACUUCAGAAAAAGAGCGGUAGUAAAGGUGAAGGACAACAUAUUAAUAUGUCUGGUAAGUCUAGCUACGGCUCUUCGUCCAUACGUAGAUUUGACAAACAAAGUGUUGGAUCAUCAGUCAGUGCCACUCCAGACACGUAUCGAAGUGGACGACAGGCUCUGAAAACUUCUUUGAAGUCUAAGGUUGACACCAGAUUAAAACGUAAAAAUCCAACGAAAGUAAGUCCGACUUAUCAGGGCAGCAAUUACCGCGGUGAUAGACUUAAUAUCGUGUCUAUAGGACAAAAUAAGUCCAGUCUUCUCGAUAAUUCAAGCCCAAGACGGUUCGUACCGGGGACCUAUCCCCAAUUCGACUGGCGGGCACGUGUCCAUGAGGAGUACAGACGGUUGAAAUUUGUUCCAGUGGACCCGUCUCUUAAUGGUGUGUGUUCUUUGGCCCCAAUCAAGGUAGGUCUUCACCAUCAAGAGCUCCCUCCUCUGAACUUUACUGACGAUGUUCCAAAACGUUUUUCUUCGUAUGAUGGAGUGCGGCGAAUAUUUCGCGAUGACGUAUUCGGUGAUAAAUCCAACCCUUUUUAUAGACGUAAUUUGUACAAUCGAGCAAUCGGGCGGGUAACAUCUGCUAACAGCACAAGUACCAGUACUAGCAAUUCUAACCAUGUGAUCAACCCACCCCCUUCUUUUGUGUCUAGUAGCGAUGAUGAAACUUGGCCAAAACAAGUGGAAACUAUCCGGGAAAUGCAGCCCUUGAAAGAGGAAAACCCUUCAGUAGUAAGUGAACAUGCACCGACAUCUAAACAUGCAGAUUUGUUAAAAACCAAAAAGCAAAACAGUCCAGUGUUGACUCCGCGGGAAAUAGUUGAAAAAAAUCGUGUUGCUAAACCCCGAAAACAACAAUCAGUUGGGAAUGUUGUUACCUUGGGGACGGAUCUAGCCCCUGUUGUUUCUGAGAACAAAUCUUUGACAGUUCCCCCAGGAGGAUCAGGUUCCCUCCCCUAUCAAGGGGGAAAUGGUUUCUUGUCACCACCGGUCGUAUCAAUGAUGAACGAAGCUCGACCACCAAUGAUAGGGGAGAGUGAAGCCAAGCAGAAACGAAACGGGGAAGAAGAAGACUCUAUGUAUAGCGAUCCCUCCGCAGAUUCUAAUUCACAGAAAGUCACAGUUCACACAGUUCAGCUGCUACCGGACCAAAUUCCCGCUAGACCCAACGUGACCUCAGUUACACCUGUCAUCAGUGUUACAAGCGAUUCAGGUGUUAACGAACCCGUAGUGUUCAGAGAUUCGGACUCGGAAGAUUCUUUUGGUGCGUACAACCGCAAAAUGGCACUUACUAGUAAGAACGUGCAGUUUGUGUCGCCUUUAGAUCCUGGUCAAGGUGUUGCGAAAAGACAAUAA
Ylistrum balloti is the source of this 2103-nucleotide messenger RNA. RefSeq lists its product as uncharacterized. NCBI's taxonomy places the organism in Eukaryota, Metazoa, Mollusca, Bivalvia, Pectinida, Pectinidae. The transcript is spliced from 2 exons. The record is from RefSeq and is a predicted model, not a curated record. The coding region runs from base 1 to 2103 and encodes 700 amino acids.